Messenger RNA from Laccaria bicolor S238N-H82, 339 nucleotides. RefSeq lists its product as uncharacterized. The transcript has 3 exons. The record is from RefSeq and is a predicted model, not a curated record. NCBI's taxonomy places the organism in Eukaryota, Fungi, Basidiomycota, Agaricomycetes, Agaricales, Hydnangiaceae. The coding region runs from base 1 to 339 and encodes 112 amino acids.
AUGAGCAAGAAAAGUAGCAAAGCACAGCAGGCAAAGGUGGCAACGACGUACAACAUCAACGACACGGUCCUAGGCAAAGUGCGCGGCUUUCCACCGUGGCCCGGCAUGGUUGUGGACCCAGACAACGUUCACCCCACCGUGGCUCUCGAACACCCCAGCAGCAAAAAGGCCACGUUCUACUGCAUCAGGUUCUUCCCUUUGGGUGACCAUGCAUGGUUAGUUGAGAAAGACAUCUCGAAGCUCCAACGACACGAAAUCGAGUCGUACAUCUCGGAGCCCCACAAAAAGUCGUCAGAGCUGUUGAAUGGGUAUCAUAUUGCUCUGGACCCUGCGACGUGA